Molecule: messenger RNA, 987 nt
Organism: Micromonas commoda
Lineage: Eukaryota; Viridiplantae; Chlorophyta; Mamiellophyceae; Mamiellales; Mamiellaceae
Product: ribose 5-phosphate isomerase
Exons: 1
Coding region: 1-987 (328 amino acids)
Biological process (GO): pentose-phosphate shunt, non-oxidative branch
Molecular function (GO): ribose-5-phosphate isomerase activity
Source: RefSeq, a predicted model, not a curated record
AUGCCGACCGUCGCGCUCUCCGUUCCCGCGAUCGCGCGCGUCCACCGACCCCGUCCGCGCACGACGGCUCGGGGCCGUGCCCCGACCCGCGUCGCGCGGGCCUCCGCGGCGGGGGCGCCCGACGAGGCCUCCGCCGGCGCGGCCGCGUCGUCGUCCGAAUCCGACGCGCUCCGCAAGUGCGCGAUCGCGUUCGUGGACCGCCACGUGAGCUCGGGCGACAGGGUCGGCAUCGGCGCCGGUCCCAUGGUGUCGCUCGUCCUGGCCGAGAUUCACGACAGGCUCGCCGACUCCCGGCUCGACGACGUCCAGGCUGUGCCGACGGGGACGCUCACCGCUAAAGAAGCCGCCGUCGCGGGCGUACCCGUGACGAGCCUCGAGAACGUCCCCGCGGUCGACGUGUGCGUCCUGCAAGCCGACGAGGCGGUCACGUACAGGUCGGAAAAGUCCCCGGGCAUCGCCGCCAUCGUGGGUCGCGAGCAGCGGCCGGUGCAGCCCGACCUCAUCCUCACCAGGAAGGUCAUCAGGAAGUCCGUCAAGGUGGUGCUGCUCGUGUCCGCGCUCGGGGAUCCGGUCCCGCUGGGCGGCAGCGUCCCCGUCGCCAUCGUCGGCGGUCAGUCCGAGUGGGAGGAGUGCGCCGAGGAGCUCGACGAUAUCUUCCUCGGCGACGCGGAUGUGUGGAGACGAGGAGCGGAGGUCGAGGCGAACCCGCGCGGCGGCAAGGCGCCGUACCUCUCCGCCGACGGCGUUCACACGAUCGUGGACCUGAGGUUCAACGACCCCCUCAACGACGGCGAACGGUGGGACGACGGCUUCCAACUCUUCGGGUCGGCGGCGACGCCCUACCAAAUCGCGGCGGAGGUGGAGACGGUGGACGGCGUCCUCGCGCACGGGAUCGUGACGCAGGCGGACAGCGUGAUGUGGCCGGACGCGAGCGACGCGAGCGGCGUCGGCGAGUUUGUCGUGGCGAACAAGGGGCUCUCCCGGUGA